GGGGCCAACCGGAAAGAGACAGGAAAGAAAGGAGACGUCCCACUCUUGCUACGGUGGCCUGAAAGGAGUGGCGAACGCGGAGCGAUAAAACUUAUUAUUUCUGGGGCUCUCACAGUCGUGAUGUCUUUCAAGAGGGAAGGGGACGAUUGGAGUCAACUCAAUGUGCUCAAAAAACGGAGAGUCGGGGACCUGCUGGCGAGUUACAUCCCAGAGGAUGAGGCGUUGAUGCUACGGGAUGGACGCUUUGCUUGUGCCAUCUGUCCUCACCGACCGGUACUGGACACCCUGGCCAUGUUGACUGCCCACCGUGCAGGCAAGAAACAUCUGUCCAGCCUGCAGCUUUUCUAUGGCAAGAAGCACCCAGGAAAGGGCCUGGAGCCAAAUCCAAGACAACAGAAUGAAUUGAGGAGAGAAGAGACCAAAGCAGAGGCUCCUCUGUUAACCCAGACUCGACUUAUUACCCAGAGUGCUCUGCACAGAGCUCCUCACUAUAACAGUUGCUGCCGCCGAAAGAACAGACCAGAAGCCCCUCGUCCCUCUGUCUCUCGUUCCGCUUUUUCACCCCCAGAGGUUGAAUCCCAAAGUGAGAGGAUCAGUAGGGAACUUGAGCCUGCGGCUGCAUCACAGACCAAGGAAUCAGCCACUGUCUCAUCCCCUGCACCUAUGAGCCCCACGAGAAGACGGGCUCUGGAUCAUUAUCUCACCCUUCGAAGUUCUGGAUGGAUCCCAGAUGGACAAGGUCGAUGGAUAAAAGAUGAGAAUGUUGAGUUUGAUUCUGAUGAAGAGGAACCCCCUGAUCUCCCCUUGGACUGACACUCUUUCCCCAUUCAGUUCACAAAUAAACUAUAGUGGGCGCUGGGAGCCUGACUUUCCUUGAGUCUGGUUCCUUGUCCCAUUUCAGGA
Phacochoerus africanus (Common warthog) is the source of this 903-nucleotide messenger RNA. RefSeq names its product sodium channel modifier 1 (gene SCNM1). Gene Ontology annotation, cellular component: nucleus. NCBI's taxonomy places the organism in Eukaryota, Metazoa, Chordata, Mammalia, Artiodactyla, Suidae. The record is from RefSeq and is a predicted model, not a curated record. Bases 121 to 813 code for a protein of 230 amino acids. The transcript is spliced from 7 exons. Gene Ontology annotation, biological process: RNA splicing.